GCUGCGCAUGCGCACCGCGCGCUUUCAGCAUGGCCACGGUGCUGUCCCGGGCGCUGAAGCUGCCAGGAAAAAAGAGCCCGGACCUAGGGGAGUAUGACCCCCUCACUCAGGCUGACAGCGAUGAGAGUGAAGAUGACCUUGUGCUCAACUUGCAGAAGAAUGGGGGACUCAAGAACGGGAAGAGCAUCCUGGAGGAGGUGCAGGAUCCAGACUCAGAAGUGGAGGUCGAGGUGACAAAGCAGCGGCUGUCAGAGAGUGCCCCAGAUGGGUACCCCGCUGAGGCCACUGGCAGCCUGGAGCAGAAGGCAGCCUCUCCCCUGAUGCCUUACCUGCGCACAGCAGUCUUUUUGCUUACCAUGGUUAUCUCCAUGAUUCUGGUGCUGGUGUGCGCCUUUCUCAUUCCCUGUCCUCCUAGAGACUUGCAUAACACCUGGAACCGCAACCUAGGCCAGGAAGCAGGUGGAGUGCUGUUCCCACUGGAGCUCUCUGAUGUGAAUGGUGAUGGACUCCCAGACAUCCUGCUCUCCUUCACAGCCCUGAUGAAUGCUAGCGUAUUGGGUGUUUCUAGGCCAUCGGUAACUGUGAUGGCCCUUUCGGGUAUGAAUGGCAGCACCCUGUGGUCCAGCCACAUUCCAGAAGAGACUCGGAGUGUGCAGUGUAAAGGACUGACUCUCACAGCCCCAGCUGAGCCUGGCUGCCUUGUGACUGGAACAUCCAAAUUCCUCAGCCUUCUUCAGGCCUCCUCAGGGAAAACCAUCUGGACACUGAACCCAGCCCACCUGCCAAGUGGGACCCUGGCUGCACCAGCCGUCAUGCUGCCAGAUUUGGAUGGGGAUAAAGUUGGAGAUCUGGUGGUUCUGGCCAUUGGAGAGACCCAGCCAGACCUGUGCUUUAUCCUGGUAUCGGGUAAGACGGGAAACCCUCUGGGUGGGCCCGUGAAGUACAGCAUCAAUGGAGAAGGAAAACUGAUCGGCCCCCAAGCCCACAUUACCAGCCAAGGAGCCAUCUAUAUCCUGUUUGGCUUUGGUAAUGUCCAAGCAGUCGCCCUGAGGGAUCUCUUUGCCCAAGCCAGAAACCGUGACAGCUUCCCUCCUGUGCUGCAGCGGGAAGAGCCAGAGUGGGAGAAGCGCAGAUCUGUCAACUUAUCGGAGCUCACUGACAUUUACAGCGGGGGCGUUGAGUUCCUGCAGAUGGUGACGGCUUCAGAUACUAACUGCAGUGACCUCCUCAUCACCACAAAACACAACCUGACUCUGCUGCGAGGAGAGGACCUGGAGCCCCGCUGGAGCCUUGAGCUGCAGGACAUUCACAGCCAGCCUGCCCCUGGCUACUUCAAUGCUGACCAAACCCUGGACUUCAUGGUGCAGGCUCAGAGCAAUGACAAUGUGAAAAAGAUGCUGGUGGUAGAUGGUAAAUCAGGCCUCCCUGUUUGGAGCUAUGAUCUCCCGUGUCACAUGCAGGAAUCUGAUGCACUGUCAGUGAUGACUUUGGAGAAGAAAUCUGUGUUUCUCUUCUGGGCUGAUGAAAUGCAGCCUGCACUACAAAACUUGGAGCCUGGCCCAAGAAACAAGCGUCCAGGGCUACACCACCUCUACCUCCUGCACCCUACCUUUCCUACCCUCCUUUUGGACCUCACCAAUGUAACAGACAUAGUGACUGCUUCAGCCAUUGGAAUUAACGAUCUGCAAAAAGAUGCGUUUUACAUCACCAUGACAACGAGCCCGACUUCCGAAAACCAGCCGGGCCUGCUAUUGGUCAGCAAGCUGGGCCUGCGGUGGGCCAUGCUCACUCAGAGCCGAAUGGUGCCACUGAGGGAGACCACCCCAAAAAUCAGCCGUGGGGAAGUGAGGAGAUUCCUCUCCAGGCUGAAGUUUAUUGAUUUUCCUCACAAGUUCUAGCAUGUUGGCCCAUCAGGUUUCAAUAGCCAGGUGGACAUGUGGUCUGGGUGGGGCACGGGGAGCUGCUCGGCGAUUCCUCAGGACGUCCGCUGUGCCCAGGGAGUGGGGACUGAGCACUCUGUCCCCCCCGCUUGCUGUGGAAUGGCAGGGCCAGAUUUGUCAUUGUCAGACGCCACCACUGGGAGCAACUGUUUGUGACCCUUUCCCCCGUACACACCCUGCCUGCAUGCUUCCUUCCGGGUAACAUGGCAAUGAGAAGGCAGAGAGGUAGAGCUGUGAAUAGAAAUGUGUAUAUUUUUGUAUGUUUAAUUUAUGAACUGGUUCCAUGAAGCUCCCAUUUGUGUCCAACCAGCAUUUCCUGCCAUUCUGCACUAAUCUCUGUAUUUUUGUAGUGGAGUGGUUCAUGUAUGGCAGGGCUCCGCCAGCUGUCCUACCUCUUUAUUUUACAGUCACCAGGGCACUCCCCUUUUCCAUGUCCAGUUCCCAGUCUCCUGAACUGUCCAGCCCUCUGUGACCUUGGCAGGUUGGGAAUGUGCGCUGCAGAGGAGAAAGGUUCCACACCCCCAUUCCAGUUGUCCCUCCCAACCGGCUUGAAGUGGUUGAUGGAGAGGCUCCCCAUUCCUGGGUCGCCCUUUCCCCUUGCUUUGUUUGCAGGCCCAGAGCUCCAUAGAAACAUGCCCAGUAUUCACAAGAACAUCACAUCAUUUGUAUCCCAAAGCAAAUUUGUUACCUGAAGCGGGCCAGAUCCUCUGGUACAGACGAGUGCAGCCACUUUGUGCGGCGCCUCAGGCAGACUCUAGCCUGGAUAUGUGGCCCCAGGAAUAUCUCACCAAUGUGAAGUGGUUCCUCAGACGGUGUAGACGCUUUUCUGCACCCCCCUGCUUUUUGCAUAGGAGGAGGGGCUGGGGCAAGAGGUGGACCCAGGAGACCCUUUCUUGAACUGAUCCCCAGCUGCAGUUUUGAUCCUUUGUGGCCAUCACCAGGUGGCAUAAGUUAGAAUAGCCAGAAGGCUGCUCUGACUUAAUAGUGGGGGUCGUGCUACUCAGCUGCCCCAGAAUCGAGAGGGUUAAGGUAGACUUUAUAUUAUCACUCUCCCCCUGACCUCCCAGUGCAAAAGCCAAAAGCCAGAUCUGUCCCCAGGAUGUUUUAAUUCUUUGAAAUGUAACCUCUGUGUCUCAGGGCGUGCAAUGGCCUGUGCUCUGAUUCUGGUGUCCGUAAAGCCUCCUGUGGCAUAGUGACAACACCUCUUGGUGACGUCUGGCCCCUACUGACUCUCCCCACUGCAGGGUGCCCUCUUAUAGGAACUGGUUUCCCAGCAUGCCUCUCUCGGGCUGGCCCUUUACAUUUGGCAGAGCCAAGCAGCUGUAGCCCUAAAGUGGCCAAUUGGCUGCUGCUUGGUGCUUUUUUCUCUCCUCCAGCUAGUACGUCCCCUUUGUUUUCCUCCAGUUCUUCUUUUCGUAGUGCUGAGGAGAGGGCACAGCUUGGCAGCUCUUUUUAAAGGGGCACAGGAACCAUGGGUGUGGUUGGCUCUGUACCCUGGCUCUUGGCCCAGCUCCUCACUGCUUGUUUCUCUUGCUCUAUCUCUCUCCAGUGAAAUGUUUCUGUGCAGCCUCUUCAGGGGUACCUGCAACCCCGAGGCUGGGCCUUGGGCCUUUCCUUAUUAAUGCCAGAGCCUUUGAAUAGUUUGUAUAUGUUUAAUGGUAUUUGUGUGUAAAUAGCUUUGUAAAUAUUAGCACAACUGUAGCACGGGGCUCUGGUCCUGGCACCUACCUGGCCUCUACUCUCUUCUGGCUGGAUGUGGUGUUUAUAUGUGUUGGUUAGUUUGUAAAUCGGGCUGGCCGGUGGUGGCUGAAUGUCUAAGUACCAGUAGGCAAAUUAGGAAAAGGGAUGUGCUUUCUCUCCCUCCCACCCCUCUGCUGGGAAAGGCUGGUGAGUCACUACGCGAAGGAGUAAUUCCCCUGAGGUGCUUCCUUAAACUCCUAGGCCUGAUAGUCAGUGUCCAGUGAUGCUAGCUCCCUCAUAAUGUGAAUUUCUCCCUUGCAUUCCCACUGUGAAUAAAGACUCUGUCUGUAUAUUGUUGGGAACUGUGAACUGCAGUGAAACAAAUAAAUAUCAUGUACAACAUC
Molecule: messenger RNA, 4024 nt
Organism: Chelonoidis abingdonii (Abingdon island giant tortoise)
Lineage: Eukaryota; Metazoa; Chordata; Testudines; Testudinidae
Gene: FAM234B
Product: family with sequence similarity 234 member B
Molecular function (GO): protein binding
Source: RefSeq, a predicted model, not a curated record